AUGGGACCAUAUAUGUCAUAACCUAAAAAGGAAAAGGUAUACGAUUAGAAUAAAGGAAAGAAGGUCGAGUUCUGUGCUGCCUCUAUGCAAGGAUGGAGAAACACAAUGGAAGACUCUCAUAUUGCUGAAAUGAAUAUUGAUGGUGAUGAAGAUGCUUGUGUUUUUGGUGUUUUCGAUGGUCAUGGAGGUUCUGAGGUAGCUCAAUUUGUUAAGAAAUAUUUUGUUCAAGAAUUGACAAAAAAUCCCAACUUUAAAAGCAAAACAAAUCUCGGAGAGGCUUUGAAGGAAACUUUCAUUUCAAUAGAUAAAAAAAUGAUUACUAAAGAUGGUAUUAGGGAACUUCACUAACUUAGAGACCCUAGCAGAAGCGGAAAUCAAGAUUAUGAUUUAUAGACAAUCUAUGCAGGCUGCACAGCAAAUGUAUGUCUUAUAUAUAAUAAUUAAUUAUAUGUUGCUAAUUCUGGUGAUUCUAGAUCAGUCCUUUGCUCCAAGGACUAACCUUUUGCUAUGUCUAUUGAUCACAAGCCUGAUGACAAGAUCGAAUUAGAAAGAAUUAGAGCUGCUGGUGGUUUUGUUGCUGAAGGAAGAGUCAAUGGCAACUUGAAUCUUUCUAGAGCUAUGGGAGAUUUCGAAUAUAAAGAUAUAGGCGAAUAAGGUGGCGAUAAGGUAUAUCCUAAAGAACCUGAAAAAACUAUGAUUACUGUAGUUCCUGAUAUUAAAUCUAAGAAUUUAAUUACCACUGAUAGAUUCCUUCUUAUGGGAUGUGAUGGUAUUUGGGAAUGUAAAUCAAACGAAGAACUUAUGGAUUUCAUUAUUUAACGUUUAGACAGAUAGGUUCCUCUUAAAGUUAUUCUUGAAGAAUUGCUAGAUACUAUUCUUGCAAAAGAUUGCUCAGAGGGUAUUGGAUGUGAUAACAUGACAGUAAUUUUAGUUGUUUUCAACAAUGCUAAGUAGUGA
Tetrahymena thermophila SB210 is the source of this 957-nucleotide messenger RNA. RefSeq names its product protein phosphatase 2c. Gene Ontology annotation, molecular function: cation binding; protein serine/threonine phosphatase activity. The record is from RefSeq and is a predicted model, not a curated record. Lineage: Eukaryota; Ciliophora; Oligohymenophorea; Hymenostomatida; Tetrahymenidae. The transcript is spliced from 4 exons. Gene Ontology annotation, biological process: protein dephosphorylation.